This is a messenger RNA of Heterobasidion irregulare TC 32-1, 294 nucleotides long. RefSeq lists its product as uncharacterized. The record is from RefSeq and is a predicted model, not a curated record. The coding region runs from base 1 to 294 and encodes 97 amino acids. NCBI's taxonomy places the organism in Eukaryota, Fungi, Basidiomycota, Agaricomycetes, Russulales, Bondarzewiaceae. The transcript has 2 exons.
AUGGUGGCCACGACCGUGACAUCGCCCGACUAUGUGUCAUUUGUGGAGAACGAGGUCGCCAUCCGCAACCGCAUCCGGGUGCAGGGCAGGCACAAGCACCCGUCCCGCCCAAAAAAGAUCAUUUUCUGUGGCCUCGAAUACCGGUACAGGAACCUCGUGCCUGCAGAAUACGUGCUCCAAUGCGACGUGAUGCCUUACGUCGUGCUCCUCGCAAACGGAAAAGCUACGCGCACUGCAUACAUCGUCUUGCCUGAGGCAAAAGAGCCCGUCAUGACCUUUCCGCUUUUGUAUUGA